AUGCAGGUGACACCUGAUAAUUUUAGCCAUCCAUUAUUGUUAAUUACGUCACUUAAAGGUAUUUACAAGGCAGUUGGAACUGCUAAACAUCUGCUGGUGGGAUGUAAGGUACUCCUGGACAGCGGUCAAUACUCGCGUCGUCACGAUAGGGUUUUAGAAGUCAUACGUGAAGCGGUUAGUCUUUCGGUAGCCAGAGCGCAAAAGGAAAUUACCACAAACGAACGAUCAGUAGGUUUUGUGAGAGAAGGCACUAGGGCUACAAAAUCAAACGUCAAGCCUUACUCCAUCCUUAAAGCGGCGUCGGAUUGGACUAUAAUGAUGGACACGUAUGAAAAACAAUAUAAAAUCCCCGAGGACAUUUGUGCGUCGGCCUCCAGACCGGAUAUAUUUUUGUUUUCGCGAAUUUUAAAGCGCGUAGUGAUGAUAGAGCUUCCGGUCCCUUGGGAAACCAACAUCCCCAAAGACCAUACCAUCAAGGUCAACAAAUAUUACGAGCUCACAAACGAACUCACUCGAAAUAGGUUCGUAGUAGAUUUGUACGCGGUGGAGGUGGGAGCGAGAGGUAUAACAGCGAAAUCUCUCUAUAACCUACUAAAGGACUUGGGCUUGUCCAGAACUCACAUUAAUGCAUUCUUGGAACGUACAUCGAAGGCAGCCCUAGUAGGUUCUUUUCAAAUUUGGUUAGGUAGGGAGAGGAGCUUGGACAGUGGAGGUGAGCGUAUAACGCGCGUUAGUUAA
This is a messenger RNA of Danaus chrysippus (African queen), 738 nucleotides long. The record is from the annotation of a GenBank genome assembly. NCBI's taxonomy places the organism in Eukaryota, Metazoa, Arthropoda, Insecta, Lepidoptera, Nymphalidae.